GCUUCGAAGGAAUCUCAACUUUACCACCAACACCAAUCAACCAACCUUGUAACGGCUAACCGUUAAAACAGUUUCAAAAAACACAGUUUUCAACUCCUUUUCGUGCGAUAUUGAGUUUCAAGUUAUGUCAGUUGUCAGUCAUUUAGUCAAUUUCUAAAAGCAAAAAGCGUGGCAUGCAUUUGUGCGUGCUCAUUGGCUGAAAUUCCCAACAUAAUUGAAAAACUUUUUAAAGCAUUUUUGAAUGGAAUCUUGAACGGUUUCAAAAGAAAAUCGUAAAACAAAACAAUAAAAAAUAAAAGUUUAAUUUCGAUUGCUUAAGAAGUGAACGGUGAAGUGAACGCGUAUUAAUUUUGAGCACAGUUUCUCAUCAAGGCAAGGCAACAGCGAUAAGUAGAAAUGUUUCAUUUGAAGCCCCAACAGAGUCAAGGCUGUGGCGUGGUACUCAUCUGCCUGGUGGCUCUCCAGAUGCAGCAGCCCACCCAGGCGGAGCUGUCCCCGGUUCAAGGUGACCAACCAAUGCAACCGUCAGCCGUUCAGCAAUCCUCUAAAGACUCCUUUGUAGGCACUCCCCUGAGCAAUCUAUAUGAUAAUCUGCUGCAGCGCGAAUACGCCGGCCCGGUGGUCUUUCCCAAUCAUCAGGUGGAACGCAAGGCUCAGCGUUCCCCCUCAUUGCGUCUCCGGUUUGGACGCAGUGAUCCGGACAUGCUGAACAACAUUGUGGAGAAGCGUUGGUUCGGCGACGUCAACCAGAAGCCCAUCAGGUCGCCCUCCCUGCGCCUGCGAUUCGGCAGGCGGGACCCCAACUUGCCCCAGAUGCGACGGACCGCCUACGAUGACCUGCUGGAGCGCGAGCUCACCCUCAACAGCCAGCAACAGCAGCAGCAGCAACAGUUGGGCUCCGAGGGUGACUCCGAUCUGGGUGCCGACUACGAUGGUCUCUACGAGCGGGUGGUGCGGAAGCCACAGCGUCUUCGCUGGGGACGCAGUGUUCCCCAGUUCGGAGCAAACAAUGCCGACAAUGAACAGAUGGAACGCUCUCAGUUGUACAACUCAAUAUUGAACACGCAGAAAAUGCGUCGCAUGCUGAUGGCCCUGCAGCAGUACGAGUUGCCCGAGAACGUGGCCAGCUAUGCCAACGAGGAGGAUACCGAUGCGGAUCUGGAGGAGAACACAUCCGAGUUCCAGCGGGAGGCCCGUAAGCCAAUGCGUUUGCGAUGGGGUCGAAGCACUGGCAAAGCUCCCAACCAACAGAGGCCCACUGCAGAGGAAACUUCAUCGGUAUCGCCCAAGACACAGAACUAAAUUAUUGAAAACAGCCAGGUGAAGGAACUGCAGGAGAAUGGAAACAGUUAUAGGAAAUCGGAAUCAAGCUACACGGUCAAUAUCCAAUGCCAAAAAAGAUACAGAAACAUAUAAAACGCAAGUCAGAUAAAGUUUUUGAAAGCAUUUUUGAGAGGCGCAGGGAGGAUUGGGCAUACAUACUAACGAACAUAUAACUUAUAUAUUAUACACAUAUAAUUAACCACUAAUGUGUAACUUUUGGUUUUUAGCAACUAUAAGAACAAAGCAAAACUUACAUGAAUAUUUUUUUCGAAAACUUUAACAAUGCGCAGGUAAAACAAGGUAAAACAACUUUAUCGACUACGAGUUUAUUAAACUUUUUAUUAGUUAACAAUUAUUUAAAUUUGAGUUUCACUUUAAAAAUAAUUCUAUAUAUAUUAAAUAGUUUGAUUACAUUUUAAAAGUUACAACAUUUGGAGUAUGUAUCAUUAGCAACCCAUCAAAAUUGUAAAGCCUCCCUAUUCCUUAUAUGCUCAAUUAGCCACUUUUAAAUUAUUCAAUGCCCCAAAAAACUUUUAGACUCAAUGUAUAUACAAAAAAAAAAAUUAUAAAAUCUUUUAAAUUAGCGAAAAUUUGUUAUAAUAACGCUAAAAAGCUAUACAAAAACAUUAUUCUAUUUGUGAAAAACUUCUUGAUUUCUAAGCUUGUAAGCGAGUUUCGAUUUAAUGUUACGAUGGAAGUGUUUGAAAAACAUAGAGGCCCCCGGAAGCUGUAUUACUGUAACACUUGUUAUAUUAUGUGUGCUACAAAUUAUAAAUAUAUGUAUAUCAACUAUUAUAUUAUACGACUAUAUAUAUAUAUAUAUAUACGAUGAACAUUGUCUAUUGAAAUUUUAUUGAUGUAUUUUAAUAAAAGGAGAAACCAAUUACAAAGCAAGCAAGCAUAAA
Messenger RNA from Drosophila gunungcola (fruit fly), 2228 nucleotides. RefSeq names its product short neuropeptide F (gene sNPF). Lineage: Eukaryota; Metazoa; Arthropoda; Insecta; Diptera; Drosophilidae. The transcript has 4 exons. The coding region runs from base 397 to 1302 and encodes 301 amino acids. The record is from RefSeq and is a predicted model, not a curated record.